AUGACGGUACCGCAAAAUAUGGGGUUCGCCACUUGCAACACACAACUACCUGGUGGUUUUCAAAACGUUGGAGGACCGAGCCAACAAAAUGCGGUUGAUUUAGAUGACGAAGAAGUUCCGGAGACCCAGUUCCUUGUCGGUCAAAAUGCUGUUGAACAUGAAAAAAAGAAACGUUCACACAAGAGGAAAACACCGGGUGAAGAACGCUUGAAAACCAAACCGAUACCGUGGACUUCCAACGAGGAAAUGAGUUUGUCCAAGGCUUGGCUAGAAAUAACCGAAGACCCGAGAUGUAGUAACUAUCAAAAGGAAAAAACAUAUUGGUCUCGUAUUUACAAAGUUUUCCGCAAGUUGGAAGAUCAAGAAGAGGGAUACCGUGAUGCCGAUGUCAUCGCCUUCGAUCCAUUUAAAACUCGUGGCCAAUCGUCGGCUAAGCGGUCAAAAACCUCAUCCUCAACCGACCAUCAAAGUCAAGGGUCGGACGCUCGGUCCCAAAUAAAUCUCAACGACAUUGAGGAAGAUUUGGAAGAGCCACAUGAAGAGGCCGAUGCGUUUGAACCACCACAACGGCCGGUUGGCCGUGAUAGGGCCAAAAAAGCCGCCCAACCAUCUUCUAGCGGUGUACGAAUCGACUACACCGAAACGUUCGAAAAAGUCAAAAAUAAGUUAGACGGCUUGUUGCAAACGAGCCAACAACGGAUCAACUUAAAAAAAGAACACGGUGACCGAAAGCUAAAGCUGAAAGAAAGUCGUCAAAAAGCACUUGAUUUGCAAAUAUUGACAUCCGACACGACAAACCUUUCUGGAGCCGAGCUCGCUUUAGCCGAACAAAUAAAGCAAGAAAUUCGAGAAAAAUCUAACCUUUGUUGA
This is a messenger RNA of Helianthus annuus (common sunflower), 870 nucleotides long. RefSeq lists its product as uncharacterized. The record is from RefSeq and is a predicted model, not a curated record. Lineage: Eukaryota; Viridiplantae; Streptophyta; Magnoliopsida; Asterales; Asteraceae. Bases 1 to 870 code for a protein of 289 amino acids. The transcript has 4 exons.